CUGGAAGCCCCGCCCCAGCUACGCUGCCAGCACCACCCUUGCUCGAACGAACCCGCUGACCUCCCUGAGUUCAUCGUUUCCCGGACCGACAGACGAACAGAACCCGGUUCUCCACACGCCAACAGCAGUCAGGAACAACGGACGGCACACGGUGGCUGCUGGAGAUCCAUGUGGAGUCCUUCAUCUCCAGCCUGGACCAGAGUUUGGAUCAGAUAAAAAGCUUGAGUGCUGGUCGUGGAGGCAUCGAUUCCCUCUCUCAGGUCAGGAGCUAGUGACCCAGGAUCAGGCUGCAGCUCCAUUCUAAUCCUCCAAAGAGCUUUAGCGGGUUGAGUUUGGACCUGGACGGUGUCGGGCGCUCAGAAAGGACCUCAGCUGUCCACCAUGAUGCAGAUAACUGACUCCUACAACCAGAAGAAUUCUCUCUUCAACGCCAUGAACCGCUUCAUCGGCGCCGUCAACAACAUGGACCAGACGGUGAUGGUGCCAAAUCUGUUGCGGGACGUCCCGCUGGACGACAGCGAGGAGCUGAAGGUGCCAGAGGCCAGCACCACCCCCUCCACCAAUGGCAGCGUGUACUUCCAGCAGGACGGAGACAUGUACACCUCCUACAUUCUGCUCAAGUCCAUCCGUAACGACAUCGAGUGGGGCGUCCUGCAGGGUGACGAGCGCCCAGAGGAGAAGGUGGAGGUGAAGGAGGUGAAGCAAGCAGAGGCGGAGGACGACUUGGAGAAACAGUUUCAUUUCCACCUGAACGGACUCCACGGUGUUCUGUCCAAACUGACGCUCAAGGCUAACACGCUCACGAACCGCUACAAAGAGGAGAUCGGCUGCAGGAACUGAGGAGAACCUGAGCAGGAAACUUCCAGAAACAGAACCAUGCAGUUGCUUUCCAGCUGAUUUUAACUCAUUAACUACUAAAACUAAGCAUCUUACCAAGCAGGUCGUUAUUUAACUCCAUUAAAUACUUUGCCAGGAAGCUGUUGCUGACAGGUCAGGUUGACGGAUCAGUUGCAGAAGAAAUGACCACAUAUGAAUAUUUCUAUGAAAUCUCUGGAGAACUUCCAGAUUUCAUCAACAGUCUUCUGUAAUCUGAAAAUAUUUAUUUCUCUUUGUUCAUGUUGGAAAAACUUGUUAGAUUAAAGUUUUAAAAAGAUCAGAACUUCAGAGACUCCAGACAGGAGCCCAGAGGGACGCCACGAUCUGUUUGUCAUUGUAGUGAUUUCUAACCAAGUGUCCUUGAAUGCACCAUCAGCUCCACUAACUGGUCCAGACUGGUUAGUCUGGAAGUGGGUUUGGUAGCUAAUGGGCUAGAACCAUACCUGGUAGUUCAGGUGAGGUUACCGUUCACCAGGAGAAGCUGGGCUUGCUCCUCUAACGGGUCUUCACGUGCUACAUUUCACGCUGCAGACUCUAAACUAUGCAAAGAUGCUGACGGCACAGAGCGACUGGAUGGGUCUGGACCGGACAAACAACAGAACUCCUUUCUUCUACCAACUGUAGAAGCACCAGAACCGCUCAGCUGGGCGUUUCUGUUGGACUCGUGUUCAGCUUGUUUACAUGUUUGGGUCUAUUUGAAAUGAACAUGAAAUUAUUCACCAGAUACAGAACCAAGGUCCAAACAAUGUUCUGUUCAGUGGUUCACCUGCUAGAUAGCGUCUCCUGAAGGACCUUCUCGCUGGUGGAGAUCUGGUCACAAUGCUGGAGUUUACUGAAAUCAGGAGCAGCAGAUCAGAAACUUCUGAAACCAGCAUUGAUCCGAAAUGAUCAAACGAUCAGAACCUGAAGGUUUCCGCUGGUUCUUCUACUCUGGAAGCUCUUAUGGAAACGUGAUGUUUUUAUUUCAUGUCCAGCUUGGUAAUAAAAAGAUCUGCUGAA
Girardinichthys multiradiatus is the source of this 1875-nucleotide messenger RNA. Its product is annotated as mid1-interacting protein 1-B-like. The coding region runs from base 382 to 840 and encodes 152 amino acids. The transcript has 2 exons. NCBI's taxonomy places the organism in Eukaryota, Metazoa, Chordata, Actinopteri, Cyprinodontiformes, Goodeidae. Gene Ontology annotation, cellular component: cytosol. Gene Ontology annotation, biological process: regulation of lipid biosynthetic process. The record is from RefSeq and is a predicted model, not a curated record.